Messenger RNA from Brachypodium distachyon (stiff brome), 3060 nucleotides. Its product is annotated as protein transport protein SEC23. Gene Ontology annotation, molecular function: GTPase activator activity; zinc ion binding. The coding region runs from base 268 to 2559 and encodes 763 amino acids. The transcript has 14 exons. Gene Ontology annotation, biological process: COPII-coated vesicle budding; COPII-coated vesicle cargo loading; intracellular protein transport. NCBI's taxonomy places the organism in Eukaryota, Viridiplantae, Streptophyta, Magnoliopsida, Poales, Poaceae. The record is from RefSeq and is a predicted model, not a curated record. Gene Ontology annotation, cellular component: endoplasmic reticulum exit site; COPII vesicle coat.
AAGGAGAGAGAAGACUCUAUUGACUUCUAGUAACUCUGGGAGUCAGGGCAUCUCCGUUUGCCCCCGGGUCCCGACUCCAGCCUCUCCUCGCCGGUGCCGGAGGAGAGGAGUUCAGGGAGGGCAGGCCUGCUCCGUCGAAGCCGCGCUACCUGCAAGGCGAAGAUCAGAGUUUAGACGUCCUCGUGUUUCUGGUGGAGAGACCUGAUACAACUGCGAAGACUGAGGUUCCACUGAAGAAGUUAGGUUUGAGCAACCUGAUCACAGAGAAUGUCUGAGUUCCUGGAGCUCGAGGCCCAGGAUGGGAUAAGGAUGACUUGGAAUGUGAUCCCUGGCACGAAGCAGGAUGCUGCUAGCUGCGUUGUCCCUGUUUCUGCCCUAUAUACUCCUCUCUACCCAAACCCCGCAAUUCCUGUUCUUCCAUAUGCCCCUCUCCGCUGCCGGAUUUGCCGUUCCAUCCUCAACUCCUUCUCGGUUGUCGACUUUGAUUCCAAAAUUUGGCAAUGCCCAUUCUGCUUUCAGCGCAACCACUUUCCCCAGCACUACUCUACUGUUUCGGCAAGCAACCUACCUACCGAACUGUAUCCUCAAUGUACUACUGUUGAGUACAUGGCCACUGCCGAAGCAGGCCCCGUAUCACCACCAGUCUUCCUUUUUGUUGUUGAUACUUGCAUGAUUGAGGAGGAAAUUGGUUAUUUGAAGUCUGCCCUAGCGCAAGCGGUUGAGCUAUUGCCUGACCAAUCCCUUGUCGGAUUAAUUACUUUUGGGACAUAUGUACAGGUUCAUGAAUUGGGUUUUGGCUUGUUGCCUAAGUCAUAUGUGUUCAAUGGGACAAAGGAGGUUACAAAGGAUCAAAUUCUUGAGCAAAUGGGUUUCUUUGCAGGGAAGAAAAAACCAACAACAGGUGUGAUCGCUGGCGCAAGGGAUGGACUUUCAGCAGAAAGCAUUGCUAGGUUCUUGUUGCCUGCUUCUGAGUGCGAGUUUAUGUUGAAUUCAGUUAUAGAAGAGCUGCAAAAGGACCCUUGGCCCGUUUCUGCUGAUCAGCGUGCAUCAAGAUGUACCGGAGCUGCAUUAAGUGUCGCAGCUGGUCUCUUGGGGGUUUGUGUGCCUGGAUCAGGUGCUAGAAUUAUGGCGUUUAUAGGUGGUCCAUCUACAGAGGGACCUGGUUCUAUAAUAUCUAAGCCCUUAUCAGAGCCAAUUCGUUCACACAAAGACCUUGAUAAAGGUUCUGUUGCACUUUACAACAAAGCGGUUAAGUUCUAUGAGGAGAUUGCGAAGCAACUUGUGCAUCAAGGCCAUGUGCUUGAUUUAUUUGCCUGUGCACUCGACCAGGUUGGUGUUGCUGAGAUGAAGGUUGCAGUGGAGAGAACCGGGGGAAUAGUCGUGCUUGCAGAAAGUUUUGGCCACUCUGUUUUUAAAGAUUCACUUAGACGCAUUUUUCAGUCGGGCGAUAAUGACCUUGGCUUAUGUUUCAACGGCAUAUUUGAGAUCAACUGCUCAAAGGAUGUCAAAAUUCAAGGCAUCAUUGGACCUUGUACUUCCCUGGAGAAGAAAAGUCCUAUAUCCUCAGAUACAGUUGUAGGCCAGGGGAACACUAGCGCUUGGAAGAUGUGUGGUCUCGAUAGGAAAACAUCACUCUGUCUAGUAUUUGAUAUUGCCAAAAAAGAUGGCCCUGAUGCAAUUGGUCAAUCAACAGGCAAUCAGUUCUACUUCCAAUUCUUAACCUAUUAUCAGCAUCAUGAUGGCCAGAUGAGAUUGCGAUCUACUACAGUUUCCAGAAGAUGGGUUGCUGGUUCUGGCAGUGUUCAGGAGCUUCUAACUGGCUUUGAUCAAGAGGCAGCUGCUGCGGUCAUGGCACGCUUGGUCUCAUUUAAGAUGGAAGCUGAGGUUGAUUUUGACCCAGUAAGAUGGCUUGACCGAGCAUUGAUUAGUUUAUGUUCAAAAUUUGGUGACUAUCAGAAGGAGACACCUUCAUCUUUCAGUUUAUCCCCGCGCCUAUCAAUUUUUCCGCAGUUCAUAUUUAAUUUGAGACGUUCUCAGUUUGUUCAGGUUUUCAAUAAUAGUCCAGAUGAAACUGCAUAUUUCAGGAUGAUGUUAAACAGAGAGAACGUAGCUAAUGCAGUUGUGAUGAUCCAGCCUUCACUUAUAUCAUAUUCCUUUCAAUCAGGUCCAGAGCCUGUUCUAUUGGAUGUAACUGCAAUUGCUGCUGACAGAAUCCUUUUGUUAGAUUCUUAUUUUACUGUUGUCAUAUUCCACGGGAUAACUAUCGCGCAGUGGCGAAAGGCGGGUUACCAAGAUCAAGAAGGGCAUGAGGUAUUUGCACAGUUGUUGCAAGCUCCACAGGAGGAAGCUGAUACGAUAAUUAAGGAGCGCUUUCCUGUGCCACGUUUGGUUGUGUGUGAUCAAUAUGGUUCUCAGGCUCGAUUCUUACUGGCAAAGCUUAAUCCAUCUGUGACAUAUGACUCCGCCACUCCGCCACCACCUGGAGGGGAUGUCAUAUUCACAGAUGACGUGAGCUUUCAGGUCUUCAUGGAUCAUCUCCAGCGGCUGGCAGUUCAGUAGAACAUGGUCGUCCAGCAAUUUCGUACCCAAUGGUCUCUUCUGGUGUACAGCAAAGCAAGUUUUUCCGUGUGCAUCACUCUUGGUUAUACAUCUGUAUAUUUUCAUGGGUAUAGGGAGCAGGAGCAAGAUUUUUGUGAGGCUGUGUAACUGGAGUAUCAUACUCCGUAUACAACUUGGGUCCUUGAUUGAUCUUCGCCAACACAAAAAACUAAUACAUCGUGUGAUCAUCGCAUACACGGAAGAAGAUCAAACUGUAUGCUGCACGGGGUAGUUUGUGGUCAUCAGCUGGGUAAAUUCAAGGUAAGAGGACUCUUCUGUGCUUGCUGCGUCGUGGACUGCAUCAGCCUGUUAGCCCAUGUAGGAUCUGUGUUUCUCGUCAUUGGAGAUUAACUGGUCAUUGGAAAUAUAUGUCGAGUACUUUGGUUUUGGGGAAGAACCAGUUACACAUUCCCCGAGCUGAACUGCCUGCUUUUGCGUGCCCUUUGUGGGUUGAUUUUUGAA